This is a messenger RNA of Anisakis simplex (herring worm), 1458 nucleotides long. NCBI's taxonomy places the organism in Eukaryota, Metazoa, Nematoda, Chromadorea, Rhabditida, Anisakidae. The record is from the annotation of a GenBank genome assembly.
AUGAUGGAUUUCGGUUUGCUGGCUGAAAACUGUGAAACCGCGAGGGAGAGUGCAUUGGUCGGUAAUUAUGAACGAGCAUCUGUCUUUUAUCAUAGAUUGCUUCUGGAUCAGUUUACUCAGAGCCGUUUGCAUUUUCAGUCGAAAUCGAUUUUACAAAGUGAACUGAAUAGUGUGAAUUCGUUGGCAAGUGCAUCAUCUCAGUUACGUCAGUUGGCAAAUGGUGCAAUAGCAACAUCGCCUGUUGACGCUCCACCGACCGAUCCGGAUGUAUGGCCCCCGCCGGCGCCAUUACCUCGAAAGAGUGCACUUACUGCACGCAGCAAAACUGUCGGUCGUAAGCCAGCGUCGUCGCAAAGUGCUGAUAAUAAAGGCAAGAAAUCAACCAUUCGAAAGUCGGUCAGCCAGAGUGGAAUUGACCCGAAUACGUCAACAAAACGAGCCAGUUCUGUUGGUCGAGUCACCAAAGUUGAGGUUCAGGAAGAACCGGUCACUGAUGAAAAAGAAAGUGAAAAGAAAGAGACUAAAGAAGAUGAAAAGAUAUUCGAUGGUAAAGGAUACGAUAAGGAAUUAAUUGAAGCAAUUGAACGUGACAUUAUCCAGCAACAGCCGGAUGUUCGUUGGUGCGAUAUCGCUGGACUUGAGGAUGCCAAGAAGCUGCUCAAAGAAGCUGUCGUAUUACCAUCUGUUAUUCCACAGUUUUUCAAAGGAAUCAGACGUCCAUGGCGAGGUGUUUGCAUGGUGGGACCACCAGGCACAGGCAAGACGCUUUUGGCUAAAGCAGUUGCAACCGAAUGCCGAACGACAUUCUUUUGUGUCUCAUCUUCAACACUCACGUCAAAGUAUCGUGGCGAAUCCGAGAAGCUUGUCCGUAUUCUGUUCGAUUUGGCAAGGUUCCAUGCACCAUCAACGAUAUUUAUCGAUGAAAUUGAUAGCUUGUGUAGUCGUCGUGGUGCGCAGACUGAACAUGAAGCAUCAAGACGUGUCAAAUCAGAGUUGCUCAUCCAAAUGGAUGGAUGCUCAGCAGAUAUGAGCCGAAUGGUACUCGUACUAGCAGCGACAAAUUUCCCUUGGGAUUUAGAUGAGGCGCUGAGAAGGCGCUUGGAGAAACGAAUUUAUAUUGCGUUACCAGAUAAAGACGAUCGACUUCAACUGCUGAAACUUGCACUUGCAGAAGUGGUGAUUGAUGAGGACGUUGAUUUGGAUGAGGUUGCCGAUCGUUUGGAUGGGUAUUCUGGCGCGGAUAUAACAAAUGUUUGCCGUGAAGCAGCAAUGAUGAGUAUGCGUGCUCGAAUUGCUAAUUUAACAGCUGAUGAGAUCAAGGAACUGGCCCAUGAGGAAAUCGAUCUGCCGAUAACGAGAGGUGAUUUUUCAUCGGCAAUUGAACACACAUCACCAUCAGUAUCGCACGAUGAUAUCCAUAGAUAUGAACAAUGGAUGCAUGAUUUCGGUGCUGCAUAG